AUGGUUGAAUUAUGUUGGCUGAUGGAAGUAAAAUCUGAUAAUGAGAGGACAUUAUCGCUAUCAAAUAAAUUUCAUACUUUAACAUUUAUCAGGAUUGAUGGGUUUCUUGAAAGUAACCAUUGAUCAGUUGCUAGUAAUGGAAAAUACUGCUAUUGUUGCUAUUCUAAUUUGCGCCAUUUCUGCGGCAUUUGCUCAAUUACCUGUGCCAUAUUUUGAAAGACCGGAUAUGAUCACCACGAAUACAAGAUGCAUCGCAUGUACAAGGGCAGCAGCUUUUCGAACGAACAUUGAUGGCCAAGACACAAUUGCCCAAUGUUCAUCUGGGAACGAUGUUAGAGAUCGAUGCCAAGGAUGCUGUGAAGUUUAUGCCAUUUACAAUGGAAGACAAAAAGCUGAAGCGGCUAGUUUCCCCAGCAAAGAUGGAAGCUGUAUUUGCUGCAUGACAUGUUGA
Messenger RNA from Brugia pahangi, 451 nucleotides. Lineage: Eukaryota; Metazoa; Nematoda; Chromadorea; Rhabditida; Onchocercidae. The record is from the annotation of a GenBank genome assembly.